This is a messenger RNA of Pyrus x bretschneideri (Chinese white pear), 1701 nucleotides long. Its product is annotated as protein FAR1-RELATED SEQUENCE 6-like. Bases 854 to 1450 code for a protein of 198 amino acids. The record is from RefSeq and is a predicted model, not a curated record. The transcript has 2 exons. NCBI's taxonomy places the organism in Eukaryota, Viridiplantae, Streptophyta, Magnoliopsida, Rosales, Rosaceae.
AGCGCACAGGGUUGAUAGAUUUGUGGAAGCUCUGUAAUCCCUAGUGUGAUUCGCACUUUUCCUUCACCAGCAGCUAACUCGGAGCGCCCCGACUCAGCCCCAAUCCUCCGAGUCUCUGACAGUGGGUUUCCCGCCCCGGCGACUCCGACCCGGUAAAUCGCGGUAAGAUCGCCUAAAUUCUCACUCUAUUACCCUAAUUUUCCGUGUUUUUGCAUUUAGUUAUGAGAUUAAGUGGAUCGUUUUGACCUUGGAAUUGGAUUAUUAGCAACUGUUUGGAAGCCGAGAAAAGGUGGGAAAGUGAAAGAAAGUUAAAUUUUGUGUUUAAUCUGUAUUUUAGGUUUAGAAUAAGCAAAUUCAACGGUAAAUAACGGCAUUCAAGUUCUUUAAUCCUUAAUUAUGGGGUUAUCGAUUGUGCAUUUGUCUGUGAAAUUGUAAAUAUUUUUAAAAUUUUUUGGUUGUAUAUCUUACUGUAAUGUUUUUACUGCUGCUGUGGAUUGAAAGAAUUGUUUGAGUGGAUAAAAACUUUUACCCUUUGUUACUUUGGAGUUUCUGACAAAUGCAUGCUCAAAGUGAUGAGAUUUUCACCCUUUUACUACUGAUGUACAAAAAUGGAUGUUUUGUAUAGGGUUACUUUUAUUGAUACCGUCGUGCCUUAGCCUGAAAAGGGAGGAGGGUUCGUUAGGCACGGCGGAAUCACAUUCCUGUUCCGUCGUGCCAUGUGCAGCUGGGCGCUCAACUGGCUUUGCAAUUCAUUGUAAAUCGUGAAACUUUGAAAUUCAAGGUUGCAUUUGUCAUUCAAACUUUUGGUUUAAUGGUGUCCGAAAGGAUUUUUCUUGUAUGAUUGUUACUUCAGAUGGAACAAGUUUCUCUCAACACCGAGCCUGUAUUUGACGAAGGGGAUGACUAUGAAUUGGAGGGAGAUUUUACCGAGCAUGAUAAUGGAACUGGGGAAACACACAGAAAAAAGGACCCCCGAGAACCUACGGUGGGUUUGGAGUUCGAUUCAUUUGACGAAGCCUAUGAUUUUUACAAUAUCUAUGGGAAAGAGCAGGGACUUGGCAUCAGAGUAAGCAAUUCAUGGUUCAGAUCAAAGAGAAAAGAGCGGUAUCGAGCAAAGUUAAGUUGCAGCAGUGCAGGUUUCAAGAAAAAGAGCGAAGCCAAUAAUCCAAGACCCGAAACAAGAACUGGUUGUCCUGCAAUGGUAGUUAUCAGGCUGGUGGACUCCAAACGGUGGAGAAUAGUCGAAUUAGAGCUUGAACACAAUCAUCAGGUGAGUCCCCAAAUCAAAAGGUUUUACAAGUCACAUAAGAAAAUGAUCCUUGCUGCCAAAAGUGCACAACUGCAACCGGAGCCUGUUACAGAAGUUCACACUGUCAAGCUGUAUCGAACACCUGUUUUGGACGUUGGGUGCAGUGGAUACUCAAAGUUUAGCGAAACUGAAGAUGCCUGAGGAAUGUGUUUUGGGCUGAUGCUAGGUCCAGGGCUGCAUAUGGCUACUUUUGUGACGCAGUUGAAAUCGACACAACAUGCUUGGCAAACAAAUUUGAAAUCCCCCUGAUUUCAUUUGUUGGCAUAAAUCACCAUGGAAAAUCAGUUUUGUUGGGCUGCGGCUUCCUUGGGCAAGAAUCAGUGGAAAAUUUCGUUUGGAUGCUCAGGGCGUGGCUCAAAUGCAUGCUCGGGGGCCCUCCACAAGUCUUCAUU